This is a messenger RNA of Lepus europaeus (European hare), 475 nucleotides long. RefSeq names its product tachykinin precursor 4 (gene TAC4). The transcript has 5 exons. The coding region runs from base 41 to 475 and encodes 144 amino acids. The record is from RefSeq and is a predicted model, not a curated record. NCBI's taxonomy places the organism in Eukaryota, Metazoa, Chordata, Mammalia, Lagomorpha, Leporidae.
GGGGGCUCCCAGAGGGUCCCAGGACAGAGCAGUGCUCACCAUGCCAUCCAGCGUCACCCUGCUCCUCUUGAUGGGGCUGUCUGUGUGCACCGCGGCAGAGAAUGGUGGAGAGGAACUGACACUCGGCGCUGAAGCAGGACCCUGGGUAACCGUGACCCUGGAGGCAGGCGCUGUCGCCAGCAUUCAGCUCCAGCUGCAGGAGGUGAAGAGGGGCAAGGCAAGCCAAUUCUUCGGGCUGAUGGGCAAGCGGGUAAGAGGCUAUCAGGUGGGACAAAUGGGCCUCCUGGACAGAAGAGGAUCAUCCACAAAAGGCCGCUUCCUGUCCCCAGGAGGGCCCCUGAAAUACCGCCUCCCUCCCUUUAGAGGAGAGCCCGUGUCGCAGAGGACCACAAAUGAGAACCCCAGCGGUGGCAGAAGAGCCUGCAAUCUUGGCGUCUUAGACAGCAGAGUGGACGAGGACCACGGGGCCGAGUGA